GCACAGCUGCUUUGCCGGAGGGUGGCGAAGAGGUGGCUGCGUCCGUCUCGCGGACAAGCGCCCCCGUCGUGGCAGCUGCCCGCAAGGCCAAGCGUGUGGCAGAGUAUCAGCGGAUGCAGCGACAGAGUUUGAUCGAUGCGUCUGCUGCGGGCUUGCUCGGUGCUCUGUUGGCCUACUUGAACAACGGAGUGGACGCUUCAGAGGGCUGGCUGGUUGGAGUUGCCUUUGGAGUACUCUAUCUGCUGAUCUUGCAGCAGGACGUGGCCAAGUUGUCCGCGGAGUGGAACCCGUUCAGCGUGACAAAUCCGCUGCGGAUCCUGCGCUUCUUGCUGCCGUUUGGGCUGGUGCUGGCCCUUGGUCUGCAGUAUGCAUCAUCCAUUGGCUUUGAUGCGUGGCUGGAGCGGCUUGCCUGGGAGCCGGGAGUGAAUUUCACAGGUGUGGUCGCCUCACGCUCAUCCCUGUUCGCAGCCCUGGUAGGCUACGUGGUCUCUUCGGCAGUGCUUCCGCUGCGAGGGCUCUUCGAGACACUGCCAGAGGCACGAACUCUGGUCAAGGCUGUCCCGGGCUCGCUGGGCGUGGCGCUGCAGUUGGCAGAUCAGGUGCCCAGCAAGGCUCCUGCGGCAGCGAAGGUACCUGUUGAGGUGGUGCCAGUCCUGCUGAUCACGGGGCCGCGGGGCUGCGGGAAGUCCACCCUGGCUGAACAGCUCAGGCACCAGGAUUCGCGCUUCCAGGAGCCCGAGUGGGCAGGGCACUUGCGCACGAGUGUGCGCUACAACACGAUGACAACGGACCGGGGCGGCAUGACCGAGGCGAUGUACAACUGGAGGGUUGCGGCUGUGCACAACGCCUUGAAGGAGAUGGGAAAAGCGACUGGAGCUUUGCACGUGACGGAUCUGACAGCUCUCGGACACCUGGAUCAGUAUCACUACGGUGGUAUACAGGCUAACGACCAUGUCAUCGAGUUGCUCGGAAUUGAUAACACGGUGCAUUGCCUGGAUGUUGGCUCUGGCAUCGGUGGUCCUGCGAGGUAUAUCGCCAGCAAGACCGGGUGCCGGUUGACGGGUGUCGAGCUACAGCCAGACAUCUGCCGUGCCGGGCAGGAGCUGACAGAGCGAGUACCCGGGCUUGCGGACAGGGUCAACUUCAUGGUCGGUGACAUCAUUACGCUGUCGAAGACCAAGGAGAUCCCGGACGAGACCUUCGACCACUUCCUGUCACUCCUCGUGUUCUUGCACAUCCCCGAUCGAGCGGGACUCCUUCAGGCGUGCCAUAAUGCCACGAAGCCUGGUGGUACGUUUCUCAUUGAAGACUUCGCGGCCAAGCCAGGCAAGUCCUUCACUGAGCUGGAGCGAUCUUCCUUGCUGGAUGUUGUCUCCGCACCCACAGUCACAACACCAGAACAGUACGUCGCCGACUUGCAUGCGGCCGGCUUUGUGGACAUCAGAGUGGUGGAUCUCAGCGAGCAGUGGCGAAAGUGGACCAAGGCUCGACAC
Symbiodinium necroappetens is the source of this 1493-nucleotide messenger RNA. Lineage: Eukaryota; Dinophyceae; Suessiales; Symbiodiniaceae. The record is from the annotation of a GenBank genome assembly.